AUGGCUUCACUUCUACCUUCAAUCAGCGUCGUGUGUGUUCUUAUAAUUUAUCUUAGUUUGCUUGCUGAUGGUGGUGGUAUUGGAGUUAACUACGGACUACUGGGAAACAACCUCCCUCCUCCAUCCAAUGCCGUAAACCUCUUAAAAUCAAGAAACAUAGGACGAGUUCGUAUCUUUAGCCCCGAUGUACACGUUCUUAACGCUCUACAAAACUCCGGAAUCCAAGUGAUAAUUGGAACCUUCAAUCAAGAUAUACCCAGUCUUGCAGGAGAUAUCAACUUUGCAAAAGCAUGGGUACAAUCCAAAAUUGUCCCAUACGCACAAACGAUCAGAUUCCGUUGCAUAUCCAUUGGUAAUGAAGUAAUCCCUGGCGAUAUGACUAAUUCGGUUUUCCCGGCCAUGCAAAAUAUGAACGCAGCUUUAAAAUCCUUCAAUCUUGGUGGAAUUCCGGUGAGCACAGCCGUCCCCCUUAACUCACUAGGAGCUUCAUUUCCUCCUUCACAUGGAGAUUUUUCAGGUGCUGUGAAACCAGCAAUGCAACACAUCGCAGGUUUCUUGGCAAACAACGGUUUCCCUCUUUUGGUCACAGCGUACCCUUACUUUGCGUACGCCAAUGAACCGGGUUCAAUUUCAUUACCCUACGUGUUAUUCACAUCUCCUGAUGUUGUAGUGAGAGACGGAGAUCUGGGGUAUAAGAAUAUGUUUGAUGCCAUGGUUGAUGCGGUUUACUCGGCAUUGGAAAAGGUUGGUGCAGGUGGUGUUGAGGUGGUGAUUUGUGAGAGUGGAUGGCCGUCACAAGGGAAUGGUAAUUUCACGACACCUGAACUGGCUCGGACCUAUAAUCAGAAUCUUUUGAAUCACGUGCGUGGUUCUGGUACUCCUAAGAAGCCCAACAAGAAUGUGGAGACAUAUGUUUUUGCACUUUUUAACGAGAACCAAAAGGAUCCAGGGGUCGAGCAACAUUUUGGCUUGUUCUAUCCAGACAUGACUGAAGUGUAUCAUAUUAAUUUUUAA
Molecule: messenger RNA, 1014 nt
Organism: Lactuca virosa
Lineage: Eukaryota; Viridiplantae; Streptophyta; Magnoliopsida; Asterales; Asteraceae
Source: the annotation of a GenBank genome assembly